Molecule: messenger RNA, 1045 nt
Organism: Cuscuta campestris
Lineage: Eukaryota; Viridiplantae; Streptophyta; Magnoliopsida; Solanales; Convolvulaceae
Source: the annotation of a GenBank genome assembly
CAAUCUCAGGUACGAAUCCGCAGCGCCGUGGCGAUAUCUUCCCUUCGAUCGGCGAAGGUUUUUGGAUCGUCAUCAACCAUGGCUGCUGCCGAAGCUCCCCUUAAUUAUGUUGGCGUUGCUAGAAAUUCCGCCGCUUUCCGCCUCAUGAAACAAAUGGGAUGGGAAGAAGGAGAAGGAUUAGGAAAAGACAAGCAAGGUAUCAAAGGACAUGUCAGGGUUAAGAACAAACAAGAUACUGCAGGUAUUGGAACCGAACAACCAAACAAUUGGGCAUUUGAUACAACUCAGUUUGAUAGCAUCCUUAAAAGGCUUAAAGUGCAAACCACUGCUAUCAAGAGUGAUGAAGUAAAUGAUAAUGAUAAAAUACACGAGGAAAAAGGGACAGAGAAUACUCAAAACAAUAAAGAAAUAGUUAGUAAAGUCACUCGUCCACAAGGAAGAUAUAAGAAGAGAGAAAGGGGGAAGCUUGUCGAUUCCUACUCUAGUUAUGAUCUUGAAGGAAUUCUUGUCAAAAAGACAAAGUCUACACAGGCUGAUGAUGUCCAGAAUGUGUCAGAGAUACUGCAUGCAUCUGAAACCCUAGUUUCAAGUGCUGAAGGUAACUUUUAAAGCAUGCUUUCAGCACCAAACAGCUAACUCCCUUCACCGUGUUAUAAAAUCUUCCUUCAACAACCAACCGAACAUAAUCCCACCUCUGUUUUGGUUGAGGUACCCAACUGUCAUAAUCUUACCCUUGUGAAAAAAAGUGCAAGACUGUUUAUGUUACAUCCUUGAUGCAUUCUUGCGUUUAAUAUCCAAAACUUCGUACAGAGUAAGAAAAAGAAGAGUAAAAUGUGUCAUUUUUAUAUAGUUAUUUAUCUGAAACAAUAAAAAUUCUAAAAAAUGGACCUUUUGGCUCCAUUGGCAAUGGACACAUACUAACGGUUAACAACUUGUUUCCCUAAAUUUUUUUGAAGCCUAUUUUUCCAACUUGUUAAUCUUUAGUAUGCAUCCAUUGACAAUGGUGUCAAAUUUAUAUAUACCCAAAUAUAGAGCUGUUCAUGUU